GCGGGGAAGAUCUAAUGAUAUAUAUCGAAGCUGUGCCGGAGGUCGCUGGGCGAUGUACUCAAGGACAUGAGCCUCUUCCCUGGUGACCUGUUUCGUUCUUCAUUCAACCUAUUUACAAAUAUUCGCAAUGAGGACUCUACUGUUUUCAAUUGCCCUUGCGGCGGCGCUCGCUCGGAAUUCACUCGCCCAGUUUCCACCGGCACCUGAGGGAGUUACUGUCUUGAAAUCAAAGAUCGACGAUGGCAUUGAGAUUAGUUACAAAAAGGCAAGAAAGAAUCGACUGCAUAAACGGGAAAGGAAAGCUGACCUAACAUCUAGCCCGGUCUUUGUGAGGAAGCUGAAGGUGUGAAAUCCUACGCUGGAUACAUCAAGCUUCCGCCGGGGACCCUGGAGGGGGUUGGCCAGGAGCAAGAUUAUGAUAUCAACACCUUUUUUUGGUUCUUCGAGGCCAAGGAGGAUCCAGAUAACGCACCGCUCUCUAUAUGGAUGAACGGCGGACCCGGCAGUUCUUCGAUGCCCGGGCUCUUCAACGAGAAUGGGCCUUGCUACAUCAACCCAGAUUCAAACUCGACGAGACCCAG
Colletotrichum godetiae is the source of this 581-nucleotide messenger RNA. RefSeq lists its product as uncharacterized. The coding region runs from base 128 to 349 and encodes 73 amino acids. NCBI's taxonomy places the organism in Eukaryota, Fungi, Ascomycota, Sordariomycetes, Glomerellales, Glomerellaceae. The transcript has a single exon. The record is from RefSeq and is a predicted model, not a curated record.